Molecule: messenger RNA, 624 nt
Organism: Fraxinus pennsylvanica
Lineage: Eukaryota; Viridiplantae; Streptophyta; Magnoliopsida; Lamiales; Oleaceae
Source: the annotation of a GenBank genome assembly
AUGGGGAGUCCGGAGAAGAACCAAAGCAAGGGAGGUUUCUUCUCAACCAUGACAUCAAUGUUCAGCAACGCCAUGCAUAGAUCUGUGGGCGGAUUGCUCGGUUAUGAAGGUGUGGAAGUUAUAAAUCCGGAAGGAGGUAAAGACGAUGCUGAAGAGGAAGCUCAGAGAGGAAGAUGGAAGCAGGAGCAUCAUGGGCAAUAUCUGUUUACUAUGCAUACCAACGUACCUGGAAGCCUUUCAAUCCAAUUCUUGGAGAGACUUAUGAAAUGUUUUAACCACGGUGGGAUUACAUUAGUUGUGGAACAGGUGAGCCAUCAUCCUCCUAUGAGUGCUGGACAUGCUGAAAAUGAGCAUUUCACUUAUGACAUGACUUCUAAGUUAAAAACUAAAUUCUUAGGGAACUUGCUUGACAUCUAUCCCAUUGGAAGGACACGUGUGACUCUUAAAAGAGAUGGUGUUGUCCUGGAUUUGGUUCCACCUCCUACUAAGGUUAACAAUUUAAUUUUUGGACGAACUUGGGUGGAUUCACCAGGAGAAAUGGUCAUGACAAAUUUAACUACUGGAGAUAAAGUUGUUCUCUAUUUUCAACCUUGCGAACUUAGCAUUAGAGAUACUGGGGGGUAG